AUGACGAAAAGCAUGAAAGAAAUUUUGAUUGUGCUCAGUGCGAUUCUAGCUGUAGCCACAGCUAAAGUGAUCACAACUGAUCCCAAAGUGAGUGUGAUGGAAGAAGAACUUCGAAAAGAGAUUUCACUAAAAAAACAUUCAUCAUCAUUGCAAGUUAGAACGAUGCAACUGCCACUUGAAUUACCGCCUUAUCCUACGCAAUCCGAAAAUACUGAUCGAACGCAAACGUGUAAAUUGUGCGAAUAUUUAUUGCUAGCAUUUGUUUAUUUUGGAGAUAGUACAAAUGCAAAUGAGGAACAAGUGAAAGAAUUUCUUAGAAGAGUGUGUAUAAAAGUACCUACUUCCGUAGAGAUUAGAGAUGAUUGUCAAAGUGUUGUAAAUAUUUAUGGAGGUGCAAUUGUGACUACACUUGCUAUGGAUAUGGAUCCAUCUCUGGUUUGUUCUAUGAUACGUGUUUGUCCAUCGGAAUCAUUAGUAAAUAUGUGGGAAGAUAUUCCUAAGAAUUUCAUCAGCACCGAAAAAAAUAAGCCGAAUUGUCCAUUCUGUUUGCUUGCAGUAUCGGAGAUUUGUAAUGUUAUUAAAAGCAAUAAAACUGAGACUACCAUUAAAAUUGAAUUGGAUAAAUUAUGUAAUCGUAUGUCACGUACUUCGAACACUGUAUGCACAAAUUUUGUGCAGACAUAUGGCAUAGAACUCAUAGAGUUACUACUUCUAGACUCGUCUAUCGAGAGUGUAUGCAAUUAUCUUAGUUUGUGUGUUCCUGAAAUGUAACUAUUAUUGCAAAAGUACUUAAUAAAUGAAACACAUUUCAGUAUGAUCGCAAUGAAAUACCUGAGUACUCAUUACAUAUAAGUCAAUCCAUGAAAGUAAAUUCAUGAACGAGUUACAUAAGUUCGUGUAAUACAAACUGCAAAUUGAAAGCGAAUCUAAGAAAGCGAGAACAAAGAGAACGAUGUGCUAUGUUUCUUAAUUGGAAAUAUCAGAUCUGUGGAGAUAUUAGCCAUAGC
This is a messenger RNA of Trachymyrmex cornetzi, 1007 nucleotides long. RefSeq names its product prosaposin. Gene Ontology annotation, biological process: lipid metabolic process. The record is from RefSeq and is a predicted model, not a curated record. Lineage: Eukaryota; Metazoa; Arthropoda; Insecta; Hymenoptera; Formicidae. Bases 1 to 771 code for a protein of 256 amino acids. The transcript has 6 exons.